Candidozyma duobushaemuli is the source of this 435-nucleotide messenger RNA. RefSeq names its product Erg28p (gene ERG28). Bases 1 to 435 code for a protein of 144 amino acids. The record is from RefSeq and is a predicted model, not a curated record. NCBI's taxonomy places the organism in Eukaryota, Fungi, Ascomycota, Pichiomycetes, Serinales, Metschnikowiaceae. Gene Ontology annotation, molecular function: protein-macromolecule adaptor activity. The transcript has a single exon. Gene Ontology annotation, cellular component: endoplasmic reticulum; membrane.
AUGCUUCCCUUCCAGUCAAUUCUCCCUCCAACUACCGUUCACGGAGGAAUUCUUCCCCACUGGCUUUUGUUCAUCUCGGUUGUUUCGGUAUUCAACUCAGCUCAGAACUACUUGAUCAAAGACUUGAGUCUCACUAGAAAGGUGUAUUCAGCAGCCCCAACAACUGAAGUUACUAAUCUCAGUGCAAGAACUUUUGGAACAUGGACUCUUUUAACAUCCAUAGUCAGACUCUACGGUGCAUACAAUAUCGUGGGCAACAAACAGAUGUAUGAUCUCUGUAUCUGGACAUUUGUGGUUGCUGGAGGCCACUUUGCAUCAGAAUGGCUUGUCUUCAAGAAUUGCAAGCUUGAUAAGGGAUUGGCUGGACCUUUAAUUGUGGCCUCCACAAGUUUGAUCUGGAUGUUCAGCCAGAAGGAAUUCUAUGUGGGUGCCUAA